Messenger RNA from Abrus precatorius (Indian licorice), 1972 nucleotides. Its product is annotated as protein ALP1-like. Lineage: Eukaryota; Viridiplantae; Streptophyta; Magnoliopsida; Fabales; Fabaceae. The transcript has a single exon. The record is from RefSeq and is a predicted model, not a curated record. The coding region runs from base 149 to 1699 and encodes 516 amino acids.
CAAAGUUAUAGUCACCGUGAAAAAGCACCCCACACAUCGCGUUCACACUUACACACACGCUUCCUCCUCCUAUAAAUACCCCAAACCCCCCAUCUCCUUCCCUUCACACGCGAAAUCUCCAGCGUUCACACUUGUCCACCCUAAACAUAUGGAACUUGGCACCGUACCCUUCUUCACCCAAGAAGACUAUUCCCACUUCCAUAACCUCUUUCAAGAAAUGGACUCCAACAGCCUCAACAACAAGAAAAAGCGUAACAGAAAAGACGACGACAGCGGAGGGCAAAAUGGUAAUAACGAUAACAAUAAUAGUAACGGUAACUUUAAGGACAUACUUGCCUCGCUGAUUCUGUUAGAAGAGGAAGAGAACCGAGAAGAACGAAACAGGGUCGUUGAAUCAGAGCAACACCGCGCCAUGUUCAAUGCCAGCUACGACUACCAGGCCCAGGCCAUGGACUCCAUGGCCCAAUUUCAAGCCCAAUACGCCCAAUUAGACGAGCUCGAUCACAAGACAUCCAAGAGGGCCCGUCGUUCCAUUGCAGCAGCACCAGCUUCAGCUUCAGCUUUCGCUUUCGCUUCCGGUUCUGUUUCCAACGAGUCCGGUUCCGGUUCGGUUCAAACACGUUCAGAAGCGGUUCAGCAAAGGAGGCUAUGGGUGAAGGACCGGUCCAAGGACUGGUGGGAGCGGAUCAGCCGGCGAGACUUCCCGGAGGAGGAGUUCCGGCGAUGGUUCCGAAUGAGUAAAAGCACGUUCGACAUGAUCUGCGAAGAACUCGACCCGGCGGUGACGAAGAAGAACACGAUGCUCCGCGACGCGAUUCCGGUUCGCCAGCGCGUCGCGGUCUGUAUAUGGCGGCUCGCAACCGGCGACCCGCUCCGGCUAGUGUCGAAGAGGUUCGGCUUGGGGAUAUCAACGUGUCACAAGCUCGUGCUGGAGGUGUGCUCGGCGAUACGCACCGUCUUGAUGCCGAAGUUUCUCCAGUGGCCGAACGAGGAAAAGAUGAAAGCAGUAAAGGAAGAGUUCGAGGGCAUUUCGGGAAUUCCAAAUGUCGGGGGUUCAAUGUACACGACACACGUGCCAAUCAUUGCGCCGAAAAUAAGCGUGGCGGCGUAUUUUAACAAGAGGCACACGGAGAGGAACCAGAGAACGAGUUACUCGAUAACGGUUCAGGGAGUGGUGGAUCCAAAAGGGGUUUUCACUGACGUGUGCAUUGGAUGGCCCGGUUCCAUGGCCGAUGAUAAGGUCUUAGAAAACAGCGUUUUGUACGAAAGAGCAAAUAGAGGGAAUUUGAAGGACGUUUGGAUUGUGGGGAACUCGGGUCACCCUCUUAUGGAUUGGGUUAUGGUGCCGUACACUCACCAGAAUCUGACGUGGACCCAACACGCGUUUAAUGAAAAGAUUGGGGACAUUCAGAGCGUUGCCAAACAGGCCUUUGCUAAGUUGAAAGGGAGGUGGGGUUGUUUGCAGAAGAGAACGGAGGUUAAGCUUCUUGACUUGCCCGUUGUUCUUGGCGCCUGCUGCGUUUUGCAUAAUAUCUGUGAGAUGAGGAACGAAGAGAUGGAUCCUGAUUGGAUGUUUGAGCUUUUCGAUGAUGAGAUGGUUCCUGAGAAUGCCAUACGCUCUGCCUCUUCUAUGCAGGCUAGGGAUCACAUUGCUCACUAUUUGUUACAUCAUGGCCGUGCUGGCACCCGAUUUUUGUAGCUCUAGCUCCUUUAUUCUUUUGGCUAUGUCUUGUUAUAGUCACAAUUCAUAAUAAGAUCCUUGCAUUACACACAAUUGAUAUCAUCAUGUGUGCAUAGAUAGAAUCAUAGAUUGUAUAGAGAAUUUUUCACUCGCUCAAUUAAGGGUGUUGCUAAACAAUACUACUUCUGGAGCCUUAAUAUAUCAAUGCAUACAAUGUUUUUAUUGAUAAUUAAUUAUGUGACUGUUGUAUUCUUUGAAAAAAAUAUAUAUAUAUUUGUAUUUGUUUACAGG